AUGCUGAUUUGCGGGCUUGAAAAUGAAGACAAACUUGACGAGAAUUUAUGUAGCGUAGAGUCACCCAUUCUAAGCACGCAGGCUAAUUCAUUUUGUGGUGCUAGUCAAUAUCCAGCAAACGUGCAAGAGAAAGAUGAACACACGGAAGAACGGCCUAGUUCCACUGGAGCAUCUGAAUCAUUCAAAUUGAACACCAUGCUGAUGUUCAAUUUCCUCUUUUGCUCCGCCCGACGUGAAGCGUCCCCGAGAAAACCUCCAGCGGUUUGUGUCAUUCAUCAAGACUGUAUAAUUAAUGAAUACAAGAUCUCUCAAGACGGAAACUGCCGCAUGAAGGGAGUGAUAUUCCAAGGAUCUGAGAAAAGGCAACGUGAUUUUGCGAGGUUAAAUAAACUGGCCGAAAAUCUGCACGAGGAGCGAGCAGACACUUCUGUACAUUAG
Opisthorchis viverrini is the source of this 438-nucleotide messenger RNA. RefSeq lists its product as hypothetical. NCBI's taxonomy places the organism in Eukaryota, Metazoa, Platyhelminthes, Trematoda, Opisthorchiida, Opisthorchiidae. The transcript is spliced from 2 exons. Bases 1 to 438 code for a protein of 145 amino acids. The record is from RefSeq and is a predicted model, not a curated record.